Paracoccidioides brasiliensis Pb18 is the source of this 1230-nucleotide messenger RNA. Its product is annotated as ketol-acid reductoisomerase, mitochondrial. The coding region runs from base 1 to 1230 and encodes 409 amino acids. The transcript is spliced from 5 exons. Gene Ontology annotation, molecular function: ketol-acid reductoisomerase activity. Gene Ontology annotation, cellular component: mitochondrion. The record is from RefSeq and is a predicted model, not a curated record. Gene Ontology annotation, biological process: L-valine biosynthetic process.
AUGUCUGCUAGACCUGUCGCCAGCGCCCUGCGCGGCUCGCUGGCCAAAUCCCUGGCUUCCGCUUCGAGUGCGUCCCGCCGCUCGUUCGUCUCUGCUGCCGUCUCCGCCGCCGCCCGCCCGGCUGCCACGGCGGCCGCCAGAGCUGCCUUUGCUGCCCCCGUGGCCCAACAGGUCCGCGGGGUGAAGACCCUUGAUUUUGCCGGCACCAAGGAGACUGUCUACGAACGUGCUGAUUGGCCGAGAGAGAAGCUCCUUGAUUACUUCAAAAACGACACUCUCGCCCUCAUCGGUUAUGGCUCACAGGGUCACGGCCAGGGUCUCAACCUGCGCGACAAUGGCCUCAACGUCAUCGUCGGUGUGCGCAAGGACGGCGCCUCGUGGAAGGAGGCCAUCCAGGAUGGUUGGGUGCCCGGCAAGAACCUGUUCGACGUAACUGAUGCCAUCAAGCGUGGCACCAUCGUCAUGAACCUGCUCAGUGACGCCGCCCAGAGCGAGACCUGGCCCGCCAUCAAGCCCCUGAUCACCAAGGGAAAGACCCUCUACUUCUCCCACGGCUUUUCCCCCGUCUUCAAAGACCUCACAAAAGUCGACGUUCCCCCCGACGUCGACGUAAUCCUCGUCGCCCCCAAGGGCUCCGGCCGCACCGUCCGCACCCUCUUCUGCAAAGGCAGCGGCAUCAACUCCUCCAUAGCCGUCUACCAAGACGUGACCGGCAAAGCCGAAGAAAAAGCCAUCGCCCUCGGCAUCGCCAUCGGCAGCGGCUACCUGUACAAAACCACCUUCGAGAAGGAAGUCUACUCGGACCUGUACGGCGAGCGCGGGUGCCUGAUGGGGGGCAUCCACGGCAUGUUUCUCGCCCAGUACGAGGUGCUGCGCGAACGCGGGCACAGCCCCAGCGAAGCCUUCAACGAGACGGUCGAGGAGGCGACCCAGUCCCUGUACCCGCUGAUUGGGGCGAACGGGAUGGACUGGAUGUACGCUGCGUGCUCGACGACGGCGCGCCGGGGCGCGCUGGAUUGGAGCAGCAAGUUCAAGGAUACGCUGAAGCCGGUGUUCAACGAGUUGUAUGACAGUGUGAAGAAUGGGAAGGAGACGAAGAGGAGUCUGGAGUAUAACUCGCAGCCGGAUUAUCGGGAGAAGUUCGAGAAGGAGAUGCAGGAGAUUCGGGAUUUGGAGAUUUGGAGGGCUGGGAAGGCCGUGCGAUCACUCCGCCCUGAGAACCAGAAAUGA